Messenger RNA from Carassius carassius (crucian carp), 3924 nucleotides. RefSeq names its product euchromatic histone-lysine N-methyltransferase 1a (gene ehmt1a). The coding region runs from base 200 to 3373 and encodes 1057 amino acids. Gene Ontology annotation, cellular component: nucleus. The transcript has 24 exons. Gene Ontology annotation, molecular function: zinc ion binding; p53 binding; histone methyltransferase activity. NCBI's taxonomy places the organism in Eukaryota, Metazoa, Chordata, Actinopteri, Cypriniformes, Cyprinidae. The record is from RefSeq and is a predicted model, not a curated record.
UUACCAGUAGAGGGCGCUGUAUGGUCACAUGACACUCGCAGGGUGCAUGUAGCAGGGAAGUGCUCUGCAGAGAGGAAGACAAUCCAAGCCUCUAAACUUUCGGAAUGAGCUGAGUUAUUUUACAAAAAUGCAGACCAUCAUAAGUUAACGGAGGAAGGAACUUGGAGGUCUUCUUGGAUUGCUCCAGGUUCCCCCUGCCAUGGCAAAGUCCAAAAAAGGUAUGGACAGCCCGACGGACCCACCGAAAAGAGGCAGGAAGACCAAAUCCCUUGGUGCUGCUCCAAAAGCUAUUAAACAGAGUGAUCUAGACAGCACGAAGAGCACAGGGACCAGCUUUCAGCUACUCCCUGGCCAGACAUCCCUCAAGCUACCAGCUGAAAACAUCAUCUCAGGAAAUCAUGGCUCUAUCCAGCAAGAAAAACAAGGUGCUUCAGAAACACAGAGUUCUGAGUCUGGUAAUGCCGCCAAGAGCAUCCCCACUUUGUCCUCACCUGUAGCCAGACAGGAAGGGGAUGCCCAGAGAGGGCCGGAGGAGUUUAAAGCUGUGAAUCCUGCUCCGCAACGUUUGGCUUGGAAAACCAUGGUUAGACCAGCACCAGCUCCAUCUGCUCUGAAGACAAUGAACAGAGAGAAGAGUGUGUAUGAGAGAGACACGGAGUCCUCGCCAACACAGCAUAUCAGUUUACCUCAGGAACUCAAAGACUCAACACAAACAGCCUCCAAGAAGAAGAAAAGAAAAAUGGGCUUAUAUAAUUUUGUUCCCAAAAAGAAACCAAAAGUGUCCAAGAAACCGAAUGUCUCGUUGUCCUCUUCAAAUGAGCAGAAGAAUUCACGUACAGCUGGCUCCAAAGGUGGGCAGAUGUCCAUUGAAGAGGCAUUCAAAAAUAGAGUUAGUUCUGAGAAACCAGAGAAGCAGAUUUCAGCGGCUGAGAAUGAAACUGCAGCAGAACCGCAUAAGAACAAGGAACCGGAGGACCUUCCACAAGACCACGCUGAAGAAUACACCGAGCUGCCUCUGCAUGCUCUGGCUCAUGAAAGCAUGUUCAUGGCAGUCCCCACAGGUUUGCCGGAGGAUAAAGAGAACAUGGAGGCUGAUGACACGUUGGAACCUCCACUGUGUAGCUGUCGCAUGGAGGCUCCGAAGAACCAGGAUGUAGUAGCUCUUGCUGAGGGGAAGUGCAUGGCUGUAGAGAGUGUUGAUGGAAAGUUGAGUUUAUGUCGGAAGGUGAUUCUGAAGCAGGAAAUGAUGCGUCCCUCUCUGAGGAUUCCGUUGCUGGUGUUGUGCGAGGAUCAUCGUGCAGGCAUGGUGAAACACCAGAGCUGCCCGGGCUGUGGUUUCUUCUGCAGGGCUGGGACGUUUAUGGAAUGUCAGCCAGAUGGGAACAUCUCUCACCGCUUUCACCGGAGCUGCGCCUCUCUGAUCAGAGGUCAGGUCUACUGCCCUCACUGCGGCGAGGAGGCUAGUCAUGCUAAGGAGGUCACGAUCCCCAAACCAGACUGUGCAGUGCCAACAGCCGCUGUGCCCGCACACAAAAGAGACACCGCCUUAAUGGACAGGGCUAAAUUGGACUCUGUAACUGUUGGUGGAGUGAUAGACCCUGCUAAAGAAUCACUGGAAAGUGUUUUAGAUGCUCUCGAGGAUGGGAAGUAUAAGAAAUUCAAGCUGCCCCCAAAGCAGCUUUACUUCUCUGCAAAGAGAGGAGAGCUCCAGAGGAUCCUGCAUAUGCUGGUGGAAGGUGUGGACCCAAAUUUGCGGAUGGACGGUGAGAAGAGGAAGACUUCCUUGCAUUGUGCUGCUGAGGAGGGACAUAAAGAGAUCUGCCAUAUACUAGUGCAGGCUGGUGCGAACCUGGACAUGUGUGAUGUGGACCAGAGGACUCCUCUGAUGUAUGCCUGUGAGAACAAUCAUCUAGAAACAGUGAAAUACUUACUGAAAGCUGGUGCUUCUACUGGGCAUAAGGAUAUGAGAGGCUCUACAUGUCUUCACUUGGCAGCCAGAAGAGGACACACAGGUGUGCUGCAGUAUCUUGUUUCCAUGCCAUCCAUAGACGUCAACUGUAAGGAUGAUGGCGGGUGGGCUCCUCUUACCUGGGCAACUGAGAACAUGAAUCUAGAGCAGGUGAAGAUGCUGAUCUCAGCGGGAGCUGAUGUCCAAAUAAGAGAUAAGGAGGAGAAUGUCUGCCUCCACUGGGCAGCAUUCUCUGGCUGUGAUGAGAUCGCUCAGCUGUUGCUUGACAAGAGAUCUGACCUACAUGCUGUGAACAUCCAUGGAGACUCACCGCUCCACAUUGCUGUCAGACAGAACCAGCUGGACUGUGUAAUGCUGUUUCUGUCUCGAGGAGCAGAUGUAAAUCUGAAAAACAAGGACGGUGAGACUCCUUUGGAGUGCUGUAGUAUAAAUUCCAAGAUGUGGACUAUCCUCAACACCAAUAAGAAGCUGACAGACGCUAGGAGAGGCAGAGACAGCUUAAGAGAAAGACUCCUCUGCAGAGAUGUGUCCCGAGGCUAUGAGGACGUCCCUGUGCCGUGUGUGAAUGGGAUGGACCAUGAGCCAUGUCCCAGCAACUUCAAAUACAUUCCAGAGAACUGCUUUACCUCUCAAGUGAAUAUAGACGAGAACAUAACACACUUACAGCACUGCAGUUGUAAAGAUGACUGUGCAUCAAGCAGCUGUAUCUGUGGCCAGCUCAGCAUGCGCUGUUGGUAUGACAAGGAUGGCCGCUUGUUGAAGGAGUUCUCCAGGGAUGAUCCACCCUUCCUGUUUGAGUGUAACCAUGCCUGUUCCUGUUGGAGAACGUGCCGAAAUAGAGUGAUACAGAAUGGCCUUCGGAUCAGACUGCAGGUGUUUAGGACUGAGAAGAUGGGCUGGGGGGUCAGAGCACUGCAGGAUAUUCCUGAGGGAACUUUCGUAUGCGAGUUUGCAGGUGAAAUUAUUUCAGAUGGGGAAGCUAAUGUUCGGGAAAAUGACUCGUACAUGUUUAACCUAGACAAUAAGGCUGGAGAGGUCUACUGCAUUGAUGCCCAGUUUUAUGGUAAUGUUAGUAGGUUUAUGAAUCACCUUUGUGAACCCAAUCUAUUCCCGGUGCGGGUGUUCACCAAACACCAGGACAUGCGCUUUCCUCGAAUUGCACUCUAUGCAAGCAAGGCUAUUCAAGCUGGAGACGAGCUUGGGUUUGACUAUGGUGAUCCCUACUGGCAAAUCAAGAAAAAGUACUUCCGUUGUCAGUGCGGCUCUUCAAGAUGUAGAUACUCUGAGACUGUUCAAGGCCAGAACCAUGCAGACAGCUCAGUGCAAGCGCUCGGUGAUCAGACCGUUGCUCAGGUGGAGCACAUCCAGUCAGCUAACACAGCUAUAGCAAUAACUCAGCCCUGAGCCCUGCACACGUACAACAAGAUAUGCGGAGACCUUUUACGUAUAAAUAUGGCUAGAAGUGCAAAGCAUCAUUUCCUGAAUCUUAGCUCCAAGGAAGGACAAUUUAUGCAGAGAUACAGCAUCAUUUAUUAUUAUCAACAUGCUGUUGAUGGCGUUUGUAAAAAGACUUUUAAUCAAAGGUGUUUUGGGCCUUUUUAUUUUAAAUCUGAAUGCAUGUCUCACAAAGUUUUUAUCAUAGGAUGAUGGCGAGGCUCGAUAAUUGUAUGAGAUAUAGGCACUAGCAUAUUAAACUUUUAUACAUUUUUAAGCAUCAACUAUUAUAUACUUGGUAUAAAAAAACAGGGUUUUUAGUUGAUUAUCAUAAGCAAAAAAGAAAGUAGUAUUAGAACAGAAGGACAAGCUCUGCUGGCUUUUUUUUUACUCCAUGUCCUCAGGAGCAAAGAUCAGGGCUGUUUUCUAAUCAGUUUUUCCAUGUAUUGAAAUUUCACUAGGAAAUGGUUACAGAAUUCUAAAUAUCAUGCCUCUGAAAAAUAAAGCUUUUAGUGAUUGUU